Molecule: messenger RNA, 906 nt
Organism: Drosophila subpulchrella
Lineage: Eukaryota; Metazoa; Arthropoda; Insecta; Diptera; Drosophilidae
Exons: 6
Coding region: 563-832 (89 amino acids)
Source: RefSeq, a predicted model, not a curated record
UAUUAUAGUUUCCAGAAGUUAAGAAACAAUGUUUACUAUGGCGCGAAUUAUAAGCUCGACAACAUGUACCAAACUAUUAUAUGCACGGAAAGCACCUUCUCAUAUCAGUAUGCCUCACAAAAAGAUAUGGAUUAGUUUACGCAAAAAGAAUGGCCUAGUUUUUAGAAACCACUCCGUUCUGAGCACGAAAAAUGUCAUUUACAAAUAUCCUUUCAAGCGGCAAUAUUCCGACAGACUAUACGAAAAAGGCAGAGGAGAGGAACUUAACUAUUUUCUUAGGCUUGGCAGAGAACAAUUUAUGAAAAUCAGAAAGAACAGGAUUCAAGAAAUUACCAACGAAAUCGAGAAAUUGGAAAAAGAGAUUCAAAAAUUGGAAAAGCAAACUAGUCACCGAUCACAGAAAAAUAAAGAGCUUCUUCAGAAGGAAUUACAGGCUCUAAGGGAAAUGUUAGGGAGAUUUCAUAAGAACAUCGAAAAAGAGACAGAAUAAAAGAUCUCAGAUAAUAAAUUUUAAAUUUUUUAUAUUUCUACAGAUCCAGACAGUCCAAUACCGUGAGAAAUAAUGCUUAAGGUCGUAGAAAAGAUAAUUCAACUGUUGCGGCCCAGGAUAUGUCAAUUCACGCAGUCCAAUAAAAACAUAUCCAAGCAUUUGUAUGAGAAGGCAAGAGCGGAGGAGAAUAUUCAUUUCCUAAAACUGCAAAGAGAGCAGCUGAAGUCCCUGCGAGAGAAGAUUCUCAGCCAGAAGAACGAAGUCACGACGAGGAUCAUUAAAGUGGAUCAACAGAUACAAUCGUUGGAAAAAUCUAAAACAGAAGAUAAUUCGAGUACAUAACAAAAUUCAUUGUGCAUUCAAGGCAAACAUUAGAACCAUAAUGGAAAAUUAAAUAGUGUGGCAGAAACCGUAAA